Messenger RNA from Stomoxys calcitrans (stable fly), 3524 nucleotides. RefSeq names its product ARF GTPase-activating protein Git (gene Git). Gene Ontology annotation, biological process: regulation of ARF protein signal transduction; brain development. Bases 325 to 2817 code for a protein of 830 amino acids. The transcript is spliced from 9 exons. The record is from RefSeq and is a predicted model, not a curated record. Gene Ontology annotation, molecular function: protein binding; GTPase activator activity. NCBI's taxonomy places the organism in Eukaryota, Metazoa, Arthropoda, Insecta, Diptera, Muscidae.
AUAAAGUUGAAGUUGGGAAUUGCAUUUUGGGCUUUUGGGGAUUGAUUUUUGGAAAAAUAAACAUAGUUACAGAGAACAUUAUUAUUUUGUAACCAAAGUCCCAGCUGGAAAUAAAGCGGAGCCAAUAAUAUCAAUGGUGACGGCUCCAGCUGAUUAUUAAGCAACAUUUGGUUUUUCCAACGCCAAUCUCAAAAUCGCGAUUGGGUGGGUGGUGAAUUCAGUGUUCAAGCCAUUAGACAAAUAGUCUUUAGUCGGCUGCCGUCAUUCUGUGGAGAGUGCAACAUAGAUAUUUUGUAUCAAAAGAACAUAUAUAAAGGGGCAUGAAUGUGUUUCGCCAGCAGCGUUGUAGAAUCGCAUAAAAAGCUAUUUAUAGCGAACGCGGGCGGUGGCAGCGACCGUGCCCACCACAGCGGCAGUAGCCUAACUGAAGGUGUUAAAGGGCCAAGGUCCGACAAGCAACGAAGUAGCAACAUCGCUAGCAGCGGAGGAGGCGGAAGUAAUAGCAGCAACACCAGCCUUAAGAAUACCAAAAUGUCACGCAGUAAAACCCGAAUACCAACAGAAGUUUGUGGAGAUUGUGGAGCAUCGGAUCCAUCUUGGGCAUCCAUCAAUCGUGGCAUUCUCUUGUGUUCUGACUGUUGUUCGGUGCAUCGCAGUUUGGGUCGCCACAUAUCCAUUGUGAAAUCAUUGCGCCAAGGUAGUUGGGAACCGUCAGUACUGAAUUUUGUUAACUCGCUUAAUGCUCACGGUGCGAAUUGCGUAUGGGAGCAUCAUCUGCUAGACAGCACCACUUCGGGUAACAAAGGACCACAUCGGUUACGCAAGCCUUCACCGAAAGAUCCAUUGCAUCCAAAUAAAUCGGAUUUUAUUAAAGCAAAACAUGUACAAUUGGCAUUUGUGCUCAAGCCAAAUCUGCAAGAUGCUGACGACGAUAUUACCGGUUCGGCGGGUUUAGAACACGAAUUGAGCAAACAAUUGCAUGCCAGCGUGCGUACAAGUAAUCUGGAGACUUCAUUGCGUCUUUUGGUGCAAGGAGCCGAUCCAAAUUUCUUCCAUGAAGAAAAACGCUCAACGCCACUUCAUGUGGCUGCGAAAUUUGGUCAGGCAUCACAAAUUGAAUUGUUGAUUGUGCACGGAGCCGAAAUCAAUGUGGUAGAUGGCAAUGGAUUGACACCGCUUGAAGUGGCCAAAGCAAAUAAUCACACGUUGAUAGCAGAUCGUUUGCUAGAUGCCAUGUAUGAGGUCAGCGACCGCAUUAUCAUGUAUUUGGGCGGAAAGAAGCCAGAUCACACAACUGGCCGCCAUUUGGUCAUACCAGAAAUGCACACGAAUGAAAUUAGUGAGCAAUUAAAAAUCGCCCGAGGUCGUUUGCAGUUAGUGCCCAAUAAAAUGUUUGAAGAAUUGGUCAUGGAUCUUUAUGAUGAAGUUGAUAGGCGUGAAAACGAAGCAAUAUGGUCUACAUCCACAUUGAAUGCUGAAAAUGUAGCAGCUGUGCCAUUUCUACCAGCAAAUCCAUUUCUUAGUGCCACACGUAACCAGGGUCGUCAGAAAUUAGCACGGUUCAGUCGUGCCGAAUUCAAUGGCUUAUUAACGGAUGUUUUAAUUGAUGCACGACGUCGACAGAAUAUGGCAAAUUUACGGCCGCUAGAUGGUCCCCAGCAGCAGCUACCACCCAAUACGUCAUCAUCGUCCAAUGCCGUCAACUCCUCUGCUUCUUCCUCGUCUAUGCCUAAUAACAAUCUGUCAAGUUUCUAUGGCGGCUUCAAUAGUCACAGCACCAACAACAAUCUCUCUAACAGCACUGGCAUUGGCAAUGAUUAUCACGAUCCAAAUUUGUCCGACGACGAGCCAAUUUAUGAUCCCGUCGCCGACGAUGACUACGAGCCAAUGCCACCCAUGGCCCAACAGGCUGUUGUCCACCAAUCGGCCAAGCCACCUGAGGAAAUGAAAAAUUUUGAAAUGCUUCACUUACGGAAACAAAUAAACGAAUACGUUACCGAAAUCAAUCAAUUAAGGAAUGUGGUGCACAAAUUGUCCACUGAAAACUCCGAACUAAAGUCGAAAUUUUCAAAUGUAGAUCAACAACAGCAGCAGGCUCAACAGCACCAACAACAAUCGUCCACAGCCUCUAAUAACAGCGUUUACGAUGAACCAUUACGCAUUGACCUCAGAACUGACGAUAACGAUCACGAACCUCACUCCCUACCCGAGGGUUUAAACUCAUCCUUAGCUCAAUCGGCUUCUUUCUCGGCCACUACACAAACGGCCAAUGCAGGCUCGUCCUCUACUUCCACCUCCACCUCGUCCUCCACGACAAAUUCACAACAAUCGACCAUUAAACGACCGGCCAGCAUGUACGAGCGACGUUUGCAAACAAACGUAACGAAAACCAAUGCCGACUCUCGAAAUACGACCUCGAUGUACCAAAUGGCCGGUGCUGAGAACAGCAUUAAAAGUUUCAACGAAGAGGUAAAUCAAAAGGCCGAUAUAGUAACUCAUCGUCUCAAGGAGUUGAUACACACCAUGCAAGAUUCCAACAAUAAGGAGACCCUAAUACCAUGUGCCGAACGCAUAAGGGCUGCGGUAUUGGAAUUGAUAAAUGUCUUUACCACACCGGCCAAUUGUAAUGAAACCAUACGAGAGACCCUAAUGCAGUUAACGCGCAACAACAUUUUAAUACAGCAUAGCUGUGAGAAUUUGCGUAAUUCGCUGCAAAAGGAUGAUAAGACAGCUAUUACCAAAUACUUCAAAGAUGUACGCGAAUGUGCCUAUUACAUAGCCAGUGCCACAAAAACCUUAGUGUUGCAAUUGGAUUGAAUCGAAGCGAGCAGCGUGAGCAAGUUAACGCCGCUACUACGCAUCCCAUCUCGAUGCUAUCUAUUACUCUUUAUGAUAUAAAUGAGUCCACCAAACCUCCGCCACCCUUUUCCCCCACCUCAACCUCAGCCCGUGUGUCCCUUAUUAUUUAUAUGCAUUAACCUAUAACUCUAUGUACUAGCAUUUAAUUAUUAAUCCCAAAGUAACCAAACUCAAGAACAAAUUUAAAUGUACUAACCCAGACACCCUGACACCACCGUAAUCCUCACUCAUCCUGAAUACAUAUGUCCCUGUAUUGCACAGUACAAAAUGAUUGUUAAGAAAGACAGUUUUAUCUUUGAAAGGCCCACUGUUUUGUUCUUUUUUUGUUUUUCCCCAUAAGUUGCUUCAAAAGUUGAUUUUACAAAAUGUUUUUCCAUGUUAAAUUCGUUUCUUCUUCGUCACGGUUCGUGAAUAAAACAAAAUGCCAUAUGCCAUUUUUUGAUGGAUCAAACUCUUACUGUACUGCGCUGUUUUAUGGGCUAUUUUAUACAUGGCCAUUUUGGUUUACCUGUUGAAUUUUGUUUAGUUUUAGUGUCUUGAGAUAUUCAGAAUACAGUUACAAAUAUUAACAUGUUCUUCCAAAUGUAAUCAAUAUAUAUUUAAAUUGCCUUAAAAACGAAAAUUAAAUAUACAAAUAAACGCUCAUAACAUAGUUUAGAAUAAAA